UCGCUCGCGGCAAUCGCGCGCCGACCUCAGUCGCGGGAGGGCGCUGCGAUCGUCCGCCGCGAACGAAACACGUGCGUACGUGUAUUCCCAUUCCGUGUCAAUACGCCGCCGUGAUGCGUGCCUAGCAUCAGAAUCACACGAUCGUCUGCAAAUGAAUAUGCAAGAUGGGUUAAUCUUUGAACUGUCCACGAUGACUCAUAAAGUGAAAAAACGGUUCUAAAUCUAAGACGAUGUUCUUGUUGGAUUAGUGCUACAUUUCUGGUUCAAAAUGGAUGACAGCUCGCCAGACCUGUCGCUCAAGCUUCGGCGGGGCUCGAGCGAUUCGCGAGAGUCGUUCUAUAUGGAUUUUGCUCAAGGAAUCGAUUCGGAUAUCGAAGAGGUGACGACGAUCGAGCGGGUGAUACCGGAGCACCCUGGCGGCAGGACUGAGGGGGAUUCGGAUACUCUGGCAACGCCGUCGGGCCUGGAAGAGAAUAAGGAUCUGAUGCAAUGUUGUUACUCCAUACCAGCCAACAACAUGUCUGGGGGCUCCCACGUCUCGCGGACUACAUACGGGGGCGCAGACUCCGAGGUGUCUGGCGGUAGCGCCCCGCCGCUGCCUAGCCCGGCGUCUGCUGGUGCAGCCCUGGUGUCUCCUGAGACCUUGAGCCGGCACAGCAGUCCACCGCCGCUGCCUGCUCACCCGGCACAUCAACAACCGGCGCCUUCGUGCUCGUCGCAUCGGGUGCAUAUGGAAUCUCCCAUGAGGUUGUCUAGUCCUCCGUCCCUGUCACUGGGCGGGUCCCUCUCGCUGCAGCCAGUUCUGUACGGACCGGCCAGCGGAGGGCCAGUGCAUCCUCCUCUGCCACCAAACAGGAGGGCCUCCAGACCUUCAGCUUCUAUACAGCAUAUGCACGUGAUAAGCCCGGGCGAUGCGCUUGCGACGACUUUAUCAGCUCUCUACGGAAAACUGUUGGUAGUGAUGGGGGUGGCGUUUCCCAUGGCUGAAGUGAUAUCCACAUACAUUCCACCGUCCUUCUAUGAGGGUUUCUACCUAUACCUGUAUAUUGGCAGUAUGGUCUUUCUGCUGUAUAUGUAUGCAGCACUAGCGAGGGAUCGAUCGAAAUCUGCAGCCGAUACAGCUGUAGUUGCCAAAACAGAUUCAAGCUCGUCACCAUCGGAGUCGGACUCGUGUUCGUCGCGCACAGAGCGCAGCACCGCCACUGCUGCACGGAUGCAGCCACAACUCGCAGCGAAACGACUGUCGCUGGGUUUUGCGCUGGCGACGCGCACGCAUCACUACGGAAGCUUCUAUUUGAGGAUGGGUGCUGUUGCGUUCGGGAUCGGUUCCAUGAUCUACUCCGGGCUGGAGUUCGGGCAGUACUGGGAGCUGGAAAGGAACACUAACUGCCACAAUGUGCUCCUCGCUCUGACACCCGCCACUAGAAUGGCCUUCAUCUUCAUACAGAUGUACUUCAUCUUUCUGAACAACGAGAUGAAAGUGUACAAGCACAAGAUAGUGGCCAGGUUUGGGCUGAUGCACAUGGUGGGGACGAAUCUCAGCGUGUGGCUCAACGUCCUCGUCCAGGAGACCAAGCACGAGAUCCUCACGUUCUACGACCCGGAGAACAAGACCAUUGGCUUAUCCCAUCGAUUAGCAUUCCAAAAAGCCUUCGCUUCGCUGACAACAGACGUGCCACCGUCUCACCCUGCAGCGGCGCACCUGCGAGUCCCUCGUGGUCUAAAAGGCCCCCACCACAUCUUCGAAUGCCGCCGAACUAAUAUCAUGGGCUCUCUGGUCCAAGACGCAUCACCUUUUCUAUUUCCGUGCACCAUCGAAUACUCACUCAUCUGUGCAGCUAUACUUUAUGUCAUGUGGAAAAACAUCUCAAAAUACCCUUCGAAAGAUGUCGCCGCUGCCAUAGUCAAAGCACGCAUCCUCGAAGGUUUGGCAUAUAAAAAGUCACCGCAUCUAUACAGCGUAGACUGUGCCAGAGCUCAUAAAGGCCUGUUUUUUGGAAUAUUAGUAUUGGUUCUAACUAUUAUAUCUCUCAUACUAUUUUUCGUCUUAGUAUCAAAGAAAGAAUACGCAACUCUAGCUGUCGUUGAAGUAAACGUUUGUGAGUUGGCGUUGUAUGCAAUGACUACGUUUGCCAGUUUAGCUGGCAUGGUAUGUGUAAGCAAACUCAAAUACGAUGGCAACAGAAACCUUGAACUGGACAAUAUUCUCUUGAUUGGGGCUCAAACUGGCAUGUUCAUCUACGGCACUUUUACCAUCAUCGGUGGGCAUUUUACUAUUGAGAAGAACACUAUUCUUAUAUUGAUUACUGCUCUAUCAUCUUUAAUACAGACGACGUGCCAGACUAUGUUUAUAUUGGAUGCCAGUCGAAGAUCGGCAAAAACUGCAGAGCAGUUGAGAAAGAAGCCAGGAAGAGAAAUAGUCACGUUCCUACUUGUUACUAAUCUAGCUAUGUGGGCUAUAAAUACUCUUGAGAAAUCUCGGGCCGAAUCUCAUCCUGUUCAGCUACAUUUUUAUGGUCUCUGGGCCUGGACGAUCAUCACCCAUGUUUCGAUGCCUCUAGCGAUUUUCUACAGAUUCCAUUCAACAGUGUGCUUGUGUGAAAUUUGGAAACGGGCUUACAAGAUGAAACCAGCUUACAUGUAGCGACUCGCCCGACGGUACUAAAGUGUUCCGAGUGCUCUAAACAUGAACUAUGGUACGUUGAAAUCAGAAUGAAGUAGGACGUGUAGCUAGAUGAUAGUGCCAUAGACCUACAACGGGUAGCAAUAUUCUCAGAUAAAAUCUAAGCUCCUAAAAAUUUGAGGCCAAAUCAAAAAUGGCAAUAUAGAGAUCGGUCAGUAAACUGUAAAGAUAAAUUAUGUAGAUACAUACUUGUUAAUCAUACUAUCAUCCCUCUAUAGUGCACUUUUAUUAUAAACUUAAAUUAGUUUUGAAGUUGACUGCUGUAAUGUUAAGUUAUUGUAUUUAAAUAUUUUAAUGUGUUAUUUAUUUGUAGCUUUAUAAAUGCUUUAAUCAUAAUAAUAGAACUGAAACGUUCGUUACUUUGUAUCACAGUAUUUUCAAUUAAACGGGUUGAAUUUUAUUAAUUUUAGCGCUUAAUAAAUUAGACGUUACUUUUUCUGCUACUGAGAUAUUGUUAUUGAAAGUAUCUCCUACCUACUACUCCGUGAAAUUAUUGUGUUCAUAUUUUCACCCUGUUUUAGUGCUAAGAAUAAAGUUAGAGAAAUUUUUACAUUAUCUUUAUCCUAGACAGACAUCACAUUCCACGUUUGCAUAUUAGACACAAUCUGCUUAAUAAUGUUUUGAUGCACUCUGAGUAAAAACGAAUGUCUUCCAUUAGGUUAUGUUUAUGUUACAGCAAACAUUCAUCAUCAUUUAACAUUUUAUAGUAUUUGUCUUUUUCCAUUUUUACAGUGGGAACAAUGUCGACCUAAUAAUAUUUUUUUGGAAAUAUUUUUAACAUGAGGCUUUUAUUGUGAAAACUUCAGUGAAAGAUAAUAAAAUACAUUUUACUAUGAAUAACAUAGUCUAAUCAGAUUUUAGAGAUUUUGUAGCUAUAUUUUUGCGAUGAAAAUGUAGUGUCAGUAUUUUGGAUAAAAUUUUUAAACCGUAGCAAUACUAUGUACCGAGGACCCAGUAGUUAGGCAAAAAGAACACCAAAGUUUAUAUGGGUAGGAAAUUUUUGGAGCUUAUUACGGAAUAGAGUCCAAUAAAUUAUAACUAUUAUUUUGGGAAGCCUUAGAAUUUUCUUUGGGAGAACACCAAUCGCAGAAUAUGUAGUAUGGUUGAACAAUAGACUUAGCUAUUUCGUCCAGUACAUUGUUCGUUUCAAAUAUUUAUAGUAAGAAACAGUGAUAAAAAGGAUGGAAUUAAAUUAAUGAUCCAGUCUUUAUUUUUGAAAGCAAAGAAAAGAUCUAGAGAGUUUUAUUUCUCAAAAUGAAAAUAUUUAUAAAUAUGAUAAGAAUGGUUUAGCUUGCUACAAAACAGUGCUAUUUAACUCACUACCGUAUGUUAAAUAUUAUCACACUUAUUGUGGUUGUAACCGUAGCUUAUAUUGCUCAAAAAUUUACAAUCUUGAGAAUGGCUUUUAUUUAAAUCAAAUUAUUCAGCUUCAAGUCGGUUUUGGAAAAUUUUACAUAGAGUUAAGAUUUUACGAGUUGUUUUUGUACAAAGUUAAUUUAUUUAUAAAAUAUAAAUCCUAAUAACGCUAAACUUUGCAUAUUCCUAGUUAUUGUUAUUUUGCUUAGGUUUCUGGCAAGGUUUCAGGAAACGAAAUUAUUCGAUACUUUAAUUAGUAUUGGGAUAGUGUAAGUCAUUAAUUUUUAUCAUAGUGUAAAGACUUCAUUAUAAAUUAUUAAGUUAAUGUUCCAAUACUCAAAUAACAAUUUAGCUUUAAAAUAUGGAAUACCAAAUUUAAUGUAGGAUACAUGUUUUAUGGUGAGAACGGUGAGAGAAUGAAAUAAAUUAAAAUAAGUAUCCUUAAUUGAUCUGUAAAAUGAUUUGUAACACUAUGCAUUCGAAAUGGAGUGAAAAGUUAUAAUGUAGGUAAUUUACUGCCA
Molecule: messenger RNA, 4560 nt
Organism: Ostrinia furnacalis (Asian corn borer)
Lineage: Eukaryota; Metazoa; Arthropoda; Insecta; Lepidoptera; Crambidae
Product: proton channel OtopLc
Exons: 10
Coding region: 269-2644 (791 amino acids)
Biological process (GO): proton transmembrane transport
Cellular component (GO): membrane
Molecular function (GO): proton channel activity
Source: RefSeq, a predicted model, not a curated record